AUGCCUUCAUUCAACGAUAACCGCAUUCGGAAGCCCUACCAUCGUAGUAGAGGUCUCAUCCGCAACAGAAAUUUACAACAAUCUUUGAACAUCAACACCAGCCAACGUGCUGAUAAAUUCAAGACUAACAUCUUUGCUCACGCACACUUCUCCCCAACCCAGCCCAGCCGACCAACCUGGAAGCAGGAAGACGCACGGCUUCACGUUGAGAAGAAGGACUCUAUUUCGUUUCUCAUGUCUUCUCUUCACUCUGCAGCCGACGACUGGGAGUGCAAGGACUGUAGCUGGCAGCUUCGUAACCUGGCAGCCAAGUUCUACACUCAAUUCCACUCAAACAACAAAGGCCUGCCUACUUCCUAUCCUACGGAAAUGGCUGCCAGAGAACCUUCAUCUUAUCGACGAAGUCGUCACCAUCGUCGCCGAAAUUCAGACGCCGUGUCAAUGCGCUCUGCUUCCUCUGUAAGAAGCUCGGCUUCUUCGAACCUUGGAGGCGAUGUUGCGUAUCUAAGACGCUGCACACUAACAAAAGACGUUGGACAGGACGGGCAAUCCUUCUAUGGAGUCCACCAAGCCCAUCUUGAUCUUAGCCUCGGAGAAACUGUCAGCGUCCACAUGCGUCCAACCGACCAGAGGCGAAAGCUCAGCGAACUCGGGCCUGGAACCAUCGUCUCGGCUCCUUUCCAUAGCCAGAAUCGCGACGAAAAGGUAUCGACAACCAACUAUCACACAGCAGUCUCUGGCUUCGGCUCCAUCUACUCCAAGUACCGCAAGAUGAUCACCAUCGAGAUUUGGGGAGAUCAUGCCGUUUGCCUGCCCAUCUACAGUUACAACGGCAAAGGUCUUGAGAACCGUGGAGGCAUGGCAGACGAGUACAUGGAUAUUCGUGAUAUCGAUGACGACGAGCCUGAAGAUGGCGAUACCCAUCACAAACCUCUUAUGGCUAUCCGCAGUGAAGGGUGGCCUGGUAAGAACACUUUCAUCUGUGGCAGGUCAGUUGUCAAACUGACCGAGAAAAUCACCCACCACGCGUUCCAAAAGUGUUCCAUUGAAGGGUCUCUCACAAACUCGGACUUCCAACGUAUGUAUAAAGCAUAUCUCGGGCUGCUACAAUCAAAGGCGCUGGAGGUCUUUGGCAAACCUGUCGAGGCUACCAUUAUACCAAGCAAAGUAUAG
This is a messenger RNA of Fusarium fujikuroi IMI 58289, 1173 nucleotides long. RefSeq lists its product as uncharacterized. Bases 1 to 1173 code for a protein of 390 amino acids. The transcript has a single exon. Lineage: Eukaryota; Fungi; Ascomycota; Sordariomycetes; Hypocreales; Nectriaceae. The record is from RefSeq and is a predicted model, not a curated record.